Messenger RNA from Talaromyces proteolyticus, 794 nucleotides. RefSeq lists its product as uncharacterized. The record is from RefSeq and is a predicted model, not a curated record. The transcript has a single exon. The annotation marks the transcript as partial. Lineage: Eukaryota; Fungi; Ascomycota; Eurotiomycetes; Eurotiales; Trichocomaceae.
CUGCAGUCUACCACUGUGUGAUUCUUUUAUUAUUUAAUUACUAACAUGUAUUAUUCUGCUGUUAUAUGGGCAGUUCUUCACUGGGUAUUUUAUUAUCAUUGCUAUUGCUGAUCAUGCUAACGCCGCACUCCGAGAUCGAUCGUCCUUGCAUUCAUAACGAUGCCCGCUUCGUUCUACAUUUCUUCCAUCCAUUGCUCUUUGCUGGCCUGGUAAGACAACAGAUAAUACUGCUGGCGACGCCAAGGAAUGUUGGGAGCUGCUGCCCCUUGUCCGGACGAUCGACGACGUAUUCGCUCGCCAUCUCUGACUAUGCUCGCUCCAGAUACCCUGUUCUCCAGCCUCAAUUAAUUGAUCAAAUUGACCGAUGGUACAAGUGCCACUGUCAUCAAGGACGUCAUUGCUGCUCUCCGCGCCGUUGCCAUUGGUUGCCAGUCGGUAAUUAGAUUAUCGAGGUGGAAAAAAUAAAAUAAAUCCAAGCCCCUUUUUGUCCCACGCAGAUAUCCACAUCGGAAUCUGGGUCGAGGUCUCGACCACCGUUCCGAAGUAGCAUUCGACGAUAGGGCCGGCGGCUAAUAUGAUUAUUAUUGUUCCGGACACUUGUCAUCUCAACUACCCCAUCGAGGCCUUCACCAUGGUGUUGCUAAAUUAAUAUGUGAUUGUACAGAACAAUGGAGGCUGUACACGACAUGCAUGCCGUGACCCACAUCAUUAUUGGCAACCCUAGGCCACAUGAUCAUGUCUAUCAUUACUUGUUAUUUGCAUAUGCAUUGGAUUCUUUUGUGUUGUGUCUCACA